Messenger RNA from Salmo salar (Atlantic salmon), 3218 nucleotides. The record is from RefSeq and is a predicted model, not a curated record. NCBI's taxonomy places the organism in Eukaryota, Metazoa, Chordata, Actinopteri, Salmoniformes, Salmonidae.
GUAGUGUCGUCUGCAGACUUGAUGAUUGAGUUCGAGGCGUGCAUGGCAUUUCUGAAAGUGCACUUUCCUAUUUUGUUGACCUAGUUUUGCUAAAUCCAGGAAGUUGAGGUUGCCAUUAGUCAUUCAUUCCAAAUAGUUGCAACUUGGUGAGAAGAAAACCCUGCAGUUAAGAGACAACAUUAGUCCGCUUUUUUUCUACUGAAUUUAACUUAGCUACAAAGUUGUAUCUUCGUUGAGUUCUGCAACCUUGCAAAGGGAAAUAGAGCCGUUAUAAUUAGUUGGUAAACUAUAAAGUUGCAUUCAAGUUACUUAUGGCUGAUAUGGAUGAGGGUUGCUUGGAAAAUCUGAACGGCAAGACCCUAAAAGGAACUAUUCUCAUCGCAGAAAUACUCAUCAGUCUUAUCAUCCUAAUCUGCUGUGCUGCGUCAUUUUAUGGAGGUUAUUCUGUGGUGGCCAUCUGUGAGAUGGUCUCCGCCAUCAUCUUCUUUGUCAUCUUCAUGAUGGAAAUGGACAAGUCCAUUCAGGUGGUCAACUGGGUCUGGAGUGAUCUUUUGCGUGCUUCUUCUGGUACAGGCCUGUACCUCAUCACCUCUCUGAUGUCUCUGAUUCAUGGAGCAGGGGAUGGCGCCUGUAUUGCAGGAGUGUGUUUGGCCUGCUGGCUGGGAUCCUGUUUGCCUAUGAUGUCUACACCAUCAUCCUUGUCAUCAACAGCAACAAAUAGGAUACUGCAGCGCUCACUGGUUGGUAUUUUGGACAAGGUGCAGCUUUGCUUUGAACUACAGUUUGGACUUUGACAUUUCCUCACCUAAUUUCCUUUGUUCUAUUCCCUGCUUUGUUUCCAGAUGACAAUGUUUAAGCACUGGAAGAUAAACCCCAACUUAGCCUAUUAAAUAAAAUGACAUUUGUGCAGGACGAGUUGACAAUGAGCAGUGAAAGAAGUGCAGCAGGUUGGAAGGAAGUUUGAUGCUCAAAUGAAGAGAUUAAUAGCAGAAAUGAACCAAUGUUAGGGUCAGAAGAGAGAAACAUCUACAGUACGGCCGACACAGAGAGGAUAAUGUUAUACUGCACUGAGAUCAGUAUGUUCAAAAGAACCAUGUAAAUUCCAGGAGGGCUUCCCUUGACAACCGCUGUUCCAGUCUCAGUGUACAAUUCUACCGUCCCAUUGUUCAAUCUUUAGUCUGGUGAAAAAGGGAAAGAUGUAAGUAUUAUGCAGCAUAAGGAGGUGGAAAGCUUUGGUCAGUUUUCACACUAGUACAUCAUUUGUUUUCUGAUGUAAUGAACUAUUGUGUAAAAAGAUGUCUCUGUUGAAUUACAUCCACUGUUGAAAUGUUGGUUUAUAUUAGAAAUUAGAUUGUAGCAUUACAUUUAUAGAGGUGCUCAGAUUAAUAUAACAUCAUAAUGUAACAUCAAUGGUUUUGGUACAAAUGGCAUUCUAUCUCUCUUUGUCGUCAUAAUUUCACCUCAGCGUCAUAGCCCUCUGUCACGCUCUGACCUAGGAGAGCUGUGUUCUCUGUUUAGUUAGGUCAGGGUGUGAUAGGUGGGUGGGCAUUCGAUGUUUUGUUUUCUAUGUUUUGACCGGGUAUGGUUUCCAAUCAGAGGCAGCUGUCUAUCGUUGUCUCUGAUUGGAAGCCAUUCUUAGGCAGCCUGUUUUUCCCUGUGUUUUCGUGGGAUCUUGAUUUUGUGCAGCCCCAGAACGUCAUGUUUGUUUCAGUUUCACCUGUUUAUUGUUUUGUUCGAGUUCACAAUAAAAUAUGUGGAACUACCGGCACGCUGCGCCUUGUCUAAUUUAUGACAGGGAAUUCGAAGACAGCACUCGUGACACCCUCUCCAUAUCCCACUGUAAUAUAUUCAAAUUGUGCUGGUUGAAUUAAGCCAAAUUUCGCCUGCACUUAGGCCUCGAUUCAAUCAGAUCGAGUGUUAACCGGCAUAGCGGAUGUUUUGACAAAUGUUGGAGGUGUCACUGCAGUAUGAGCUGACAAAUAGGUGAAAGGCUGCUCUUGUGUGUCACAAACCACUUCCUUCCUUAUUAAUCCUACUGCGUUAGAAGUUCAAAAUGGUGAUAGAAAGUGUAGGUUAAUGCAUGUUUUCAUGUUAAUUUGGAUGGUGGGGAUUUCUAGUCUCAGUCAAAUCGAGAUAUAGACAAUGGAAACAUCCCGCAUUCGAGUGUUCGAACUUGUAAAGUGGCUGCAUGGGAUUUAUCGGAUUAUAAAGUUGGCUGGUUUCGUUGCAUCCAAUGGCAUGGUCCGCGAUAAGCUAACACAAGGAGCCGCUUGUGGAUUUGACAGCUCUAACGCAGUUCCAUCUCCGACACGCCAAAACAACCGCUAUGCGGGAGUCUGCUAGCACGGAUCUGCUAUAGAAUCUAGCCCUUAGUCAAGGCACCUUAAUUGGGGAGGACGGGCUCUUAGUACUGGCUGGCAUGGAAUAAAUGGAUUGGUAUUAAAGUCAAACACAUGGUUUCCAUGUGUUUGUUACCAUUCCAUUCACUCUAUUACAGCUAUUAUUAUGAGCCGUCCUCCCCUCAGCAGCCUCCUGUGCUGGAAACAUUUGUAGUGCCUUAGUUGCAUUAGUUGUUGUUUUGCUUCUUUCUCUACUUACCUAGCACUGUAAGGCCUACUGGCCACAAUUAACUCUGCACUCAUAGUAAGGUUUGAUGUUCAUUUGCCACCAAAGAACUUCUCAUGAGUACUCUUGCCGUAGGAAAAGAAUGGGAUAACAUGUUUUCAUUAUCCUGGUUUUGAAAUAAUCUAAUUCAGGUCAAGUGGGUUGCUUACCAGUUUUUCUUUGUGUGUUUUUUAACCAAUGGUAGAUAAGAUAUUUUAACGACAUUUAAUGUUGUACAAGAGAAGUGUUACCUCAGUCAGUGCACCCUUGUUAAAGUAUUUAGACAGUUUGUAUGCAGUUAUAGUAGUAAACAUUCAUAUUUUGAUUAUAGACUCGUAGAAAAACAACUGAUUUAGAAUGAGCAAUUAAUUAGCAAAGAAGGGCAUUUGAUCAGUUAUGUGGUUCCAUUUCAGGAUGCCUAUGUUAUAAUUGUAAUAUCUUUUGUAAAUGUUAUCUCCAAAAUAUAAAGUACAUUUCUCAAGGAAGAAUUUGCCAUUAAUGUUUUAUUUCUAACAGGUUUUUAAUGUAUUUUGUCAUACUAUUGUGUGUAUUUGAAAUAUUGAGGCAUACACAAUGCUUUGCGCAAUAAAAGCAAGUUGUUAUACAAUUAGGAA